Messenger RNA from Thunnus maccoyii (southern bluefin tuna), 12525 nucleotides. RefSeq names its product argonaute RISC catalytic component 2 (gene ago2). Lineage: Eukaryota; Metazoa; Chordata; Actinopteri; Scombriformes; Scombridae. Gene Ontology annotation, cellular component: RISC complex. The transcript has 20 exons. Gene Ontology annotation, biological process: regulation of DNA-templated transcription; regulatory ncRNA-mediated gene silencing. The record is from RefSeq and is a predicted model, not a curated record. Gene Ontology annotation, molecular function: protein binding; RNA binding; endoribonuclease activity, cleaving siRNA-paired mRNA. Bases 369 to 2996 code for a protein of 875 amino acids.
UUUUAAGAGCAAUAAUAGCCUAAUAAAUCAGGACAAACUUCAGAUUCAAUUUCCGGAAGCUGAAAAUAUUGCUGCUGCCAAAUCUGUGGCCGAAGACGGAAGUACGUGGGAGGGAACUCUCUCGCUCUGCACGGGUCUUCCUGCGAUUUUUUCUGUCGCGGCUCCUGUUUUGUGUGUUGGGGGGAUGGGGUCGUGUCGAGGAUGAGAGACUCCAAAUAUUUACCACCUUGGCAAAACUAAAUAUCUUUAUUUCCGAACUGGGCUUCCCUCGCUCUUGUACAUAUAAAUACUUUUCGACCACGCAUGAGUUUGGGUGGAAUUUGGCGACCGUAAAGUGGAGUAUCUGUACACGCUAAAAAGUCGACAAAAUGUAUUCCUCUGCUGGAGCCACCGAGAUGCUUGAGGGACCCCGUCCCUCUGGGUCAGUAAGCUCUGACCCAUCCGAUUCAGAACCCCCAUCUUCCCCAGUGCCAGAAUAUGUGUUCAAGCCACCAUCACGGCCAGACUUUGGCACCAUGGGCAGGACAAUCAAGCUCCAGGCCAACUUCUUCGAGAUGGAAAUCCCCAAACUGGAGGUCUACCACUAUGACAUCGACAUCAAGCCUGAAAAAUGUCCCAGGAGGGUCAAUCGAGAAAUUGUGGAGCACAUGGUCCAGCACUUUAAAACGCAGAUCUUUGGCGAUCGAAAACCAGUGUAUGACGGGAGGAAGAAUCUGUACACUGCCAUGCCCCUGCCCAUCGGCAGAGACAAAGUGGAGCUUGAGGUGACCAUUCCCGGUGAAGGCAAGGACCGCAGCUUCAAAGUUUCCAUCAAGUGGGUGUCCUGCGUCAGCCUGCAAGCUCUGCAUGAGGCACUCUCAGGACGGCUACCCAGCGUCCCCUUUGAGACCAUCCAAGCCUUGGAUGUGGUCAUGAGACAUUUGCCCUCUAUGAGGUAUACCCCAGUGGGCCGCUCUUUCUUCACUCCCUCAGAAGGGUGUUCGAACCCCCUCGGUGGAGGCAGAGAGGUUUGGUUUGGCUUCCACCAGUCUGUCAGGCCCUCCCUUUGGAAAAUGAUGCUCAAUAUUGACGUUUCGGCCACCGCAUUCUACAAAGCCCAGCCUGUAAUUGAGUUCAUGUGUGAGGUCUUGGAUUUCAAAAGCAUUGAAGAACAACAGAAGGCCUUAACAGACUCUCAAAGAGUGAAGUUUACUAAGGAAAUCAAAGGCCUGAAGGUGGAGAUCACUCAUUGUGGGCAGAUGAAGAGGAAGUACAGAGUGUGCAACGUGACCAGAAGACCAGCCAGCCACCAAACGUUCCCCCUGCAGCAGGAGAACGGCCAAACUAUCGAAUGCACAGUAGCACAGUACUUCAAAGACAAGUACAAGCUCAUCCUGCGAUACCCGCACCUCCCGUGUCUACAGGUGGGACAGGAGCAGAAGCACACCUACCUACCUCUAGAGGUGUGUAACAUAGUGGCAGGACAGCGCUGCAUCAAAAAGCUGACAGACAAUCAGACCUCCACUAUGAUUCGUGCCACAGCCCGAUCAGCACCAGACCGUCAGGAUGAGAUCAGUAAACUGAUGAGAAGUGCCAACUUCAACACUGACCCUUACGUUCGUGAAUUCGGAGUGAUGGUGAGGGACGAGAUGACAGAAGUGAACGGCCGCGUCCUACAAGCACCUUCCAUCCUGUAUGGGGGCAGGAACAAAGCAAUAGCUACACCCAUCCAGGGGGUAUGGGACAUGAGGAACAAGCAGUUCCACACUGGCAUUGAGAUCAAAGUGUGGGCCAUUGCAUGCUUUGCACCACAGAGACAGUGCACUGAACUCCUGCUCAAAGCAUUCACAGAUCAGCUUAGGAAGAUCUCCAGGGACGCAGGGAUGCCCAUCCAGGGUCAGCCUUGCUUCUGUAAGUACGCCCAGGGUGCGGACAGCGUGGAGCCCAUGUUUAGGCACCUCAAGUACACAUACCAGGGCCUCCAGCUGGUCGUUGUCAUCCUACCGGGGAAGACGCCUGUUUACGCUGAGGUGAAACGUGUUGGAGACACAGUCCUUGGCAUGGCCACACAGUGUGUGCAGGUGAAGAAUGUUCAAAAGACGACACCUCAGACCCUCUCCAACCUCUGUCUGAAGAUUAACGUCAAGCUGGGCGGCGUCAACAAUAUCUUACUCCCGCAGGGCAGGCCGUUGGUGUUCCAGCAGCCUGUGAUCUUCCUUGGUGCAGAUGUGACUCAUCCGCCUGCAGGAGAUGGAAAGAAGCCUUCUAUCGCUGCUGUCGUUGGCAGUAUGGAUGCCCAUCCCAGCCGAUACUGUGCCACAGUCCGGGUACAGCAGCAUCGCCAGGACAUCAUCCAGGACCUGGCCACCAUGGUGAGGGAGCUGCUCAUCCAGUUCUACAAGUCUACCCGCUUCAAACCCACCCGAAUCAUCUACUACCGCGACGGUAUCUCUGAGGGCCAGUUCAACCAGGUUCUUCAGCAUGAGCUGCUGGCGAUCCGCGAGGCCUGCAUCAAACUAGAAAAGGACUACCAGCCCGGUAUCACCUUUGUGGUCGUGCAGAAGAGACACCACACAAGACUGUUCUGUAUGGACAGGAACGAGAGGGUGGGGAAGAGUGGAAACAUUCCUGCAGGCACCACAGUCGACACCAAAAUCACUCACCCAUCAGAAUUUGACUUCUACCUUUGCAGUCACGCUGGUAUACAGGGUACCAGCAGGCCGUCUCACUACCAUGUGCUCUGGGACGACAACCACUUCUCUUCAGAUGAACUGCAGGUCCUCACAUACCAGCUCUGCCACACCUAUGUGCGCUGCACCCGGUCAGUUUCCAUCCCAGCACCAGCCUACUACGCGCAUUUGGUGGCUUUCCGUGCUCGCUAUCACUUGGUGGACAAAGAGCACGACAGUGCUGAAGGCAGUCAUACAUCAGGCCAGAGCAACGGUCGCGACCACCAGGCCUUGGCUAAGGCCGUUCAGAUCCACCAGGACACCCUGCGCACCAUGUACUUUGCCUGAGAGCACACAACCCCAGGUUGGCGUGGGUGAGACCUCAUUGAUGGAACACACUACCCCUCGCUGUCUUACUGUCAGCUGUAGAUAGCAUCACAGUGGUUUCACAUCGUGAUCUCCCUACCUAACACACCUGUCAGUUACCAAGUAUGUCUACAAUUGUACUUCAGCCCACAUGUGAAAGCCCCUGACCCACCCAAACCAAGCCAGCUAUUAGACUGUAAGAUGCAAAAAGAAUUCCUCUUUCUAUUGGUUUGAGCUGGAAGAGGUUUUAUUUUCAUGUUGUGCAUUAGUGUGUAUUUGUAUUUGUCGUAGGGAAACAUGUUGCAAAGUAUGAAAGGAAACAGAAACGUGUGUACACCGAUACACAAAAUCUAGCAUUUGUAAACUAGUGGGCAGUAUCAUUAUACAGCGGGGUGAUUUUUAUAAUUUAGAAGAAGCCGUUCACCCUCCUUCUCCUGUUUUUAUUCUGUCUCGGUGCUUUAAGGGCGAAGGCGGCAUCAAAAGAUGGUGGGGGCACGUUCACUGUUCAUUUGCCUAAUAAUUUGCUCCUCUGACAAACAUUAUUUAUCAGCCAAUCAAAGCAAAGUGCACUGACCAGAAUGGGUACUUCAAUCAGGACAUAAGUACUUAACACAUUUAGGGUUGUGUGAGAUUUUCACAUAGGGCACUAUGUGAUUUAAAAAAAAAAAAAAGUGCCAUUUGAGACCACCUUUCUGUUGUCAUUUCUAUGUAAAACUAUGAAUUAUUUGACCCACAUGUGCUGGGUUUUCAGUAUUUGUCCUUGAUUGACACUGACGACCAUUUUAUGCCAAAUCUGGGACAACUUACUAAAGAAUUCUUUGCAUCAGAUUUGUUAUCAACCCUUGAACCAACACUUAGUUUAUUCUAGAUGGCUUUUAGAGACUGAAAGAACAGCGAUUUUUUUUCUUCCCUGUUUCACGUAUUAGUCUGAACUGAUAAAGAUGCACCAGUAACCUAAUUCCCGUGCCGGUAAAUAGUGUAUUGGGACUGGUUCCCAACAAGGAUACCUUUCUAAUGUACUCUGAGCCGUGUUGAUAUAAGACACAUGAUGUAGAAAUCAACACAGGGGAACACAAUGACAUUUUUUUUUUGUUCCCUUCUGUUUUUAUAGUCUAUUUUAAUUUCAAUCAUUUUUGUAAUGAAUAUGCAUGUAGCUGACUCAUGUUUUAGACAUUUAGGCAUUUGUGACAAUUGUUUUUCUUCCUUUAUACGCAUUAACCCAACUUCUAUUUUUAAUGUAUAUAGCAGCAGAAUAGUGUUUCUGCAGUGUCUUUGUCAGAGCGGGAUAUUUGUGUGGCGUUUCGAUAUCCAGGCAUUCGGUACAGUGGAGUGAAAGCUGCAACAUUUUAGAGUUAAACUGAUCGAAAUUCCCUAAAAAAAGAAAAACCAACAAAAAACAAAAACCUUUUUGAUUAUAGUGUUUGCUCCAGGAAUCCAGAAUAUUUGUCGCACAAAAGCUUGGGGUUUUAUGCAAAUGACUUUUUGUGAGUCUUUAUACUAUAUAGUAAUGUUGGUAAUAAGGUAUAUUUUGAAUAAGCUUUCAGCGGAGGUUGCUGAAAAUAUAGAGAUGUUUUUUAAAUGACUGGCCCACAUGUAGUCUAAAUUAACACUGUCUAUUUGUAUACAUAUUUUAAAUGCAAUUAUUCUCUUGCCUUUUAAGACUGUUUAAGUCUUACUAAUAAUUCUAGACAUUUCCUAACAUCCCACCUAAAUUUUACUACUAAGUUAAGCUGGCGAAUGUUCACUUAGUCUUGAUUUGGAGGCGAGUAGUCUAUAUUUUCUAACUAUGCAUCAUUUUUAACCAAGAGAUUUAGUAGUGGGGGGUCUCACAUGAAUUUGGGUCAUUUAUAGAGGUAGAUAAUCAGGGCUUUUUUUUUUUUUCUUUUUUUUGUUAAUGUUGUUUUUUAGCAUGUCGCAUUUAAUAGCGUUUUCUUAGUGCUUUUCAGCAUCUUCAUACCUUUCUAAGGGAUGAAGUAUAUACGUGGUCAUUUGUAACAUUGUAGAUUUUAUAGCCCGAAAGUUGGGCGUAUCCUUUGUAACACACAAAUCUUUCUUAGCCAAACAAGAUUACAAACUUUUACAUGAUUAAUAUUCAAAAGACAUGGAAGCACAAAAGGACAUCUUGAUUCUAGGUGCUAGAAGUUUUCACUGUAAACCACCUUAAAUCCUCACUGGACUGGUCCGCAAGGCUUUUUAACUUGUAUGCUAAACAAAAAAAAAAGAAAAAACAAAAAAAAAAAGAUGCUUCAUCAUUUUGAGGAUCUUUCUCUCCCUCUGACGACCUGUCUGUGUUACCCUUUUUAACUCAUUACCUGUAAAGCAACUAUAAAAUCCGACUGACUGUGUUUGUGGGGCAUUUUGAAAAUCACGUACUUGAUAUUUACUGUUAUGAUGUCAAUAUUGUUCUUAUCGGUGCUGGUCUCACAACAUGUAAAUUUGGAUGCACUUUUGAUAGCAGAACGACGAUUUCUAUAGAUGUGUGUGCCUCGAUCGAAACGGGAGGCUCAGCCAUAUUGUGUGACACUGGUGUAAUUGUAUGGAAAUGGCCGUGUGUUCUACCUCUUGUUACCUGUUUAAGUGUUAUGGUAACAUCACACUGCUGGCCAUUUCUGUAUAAUUACCCCUGCUAUCUGUCUAAUUGGCAUUGUUUGGAGUCUUGCAUUGACGGCAGAGGUUUUAAACGCUUAGUAUGCAUGAUGAUGGUGAACACGCUUUUCUCAGUUUAUAUAUAGUUGUGUGAUUUUUCAUAGUUUUACUCAAACUGAUGUCAAGAGUGAAUGUGUUUUUUUUGUUUUUUUUUCUCUUAGGGGUUUUGAGUGUUGAGCUGUACGACCAAAUUCUUGAAGUGUGUUUUUAUUCACACACAGCUUUCCCUUCUUUCUUUCCUUUUUAUUCUAUGCACCAAUGAAACAACCUUUUAUUUUUUUUUGACACCUUGAUUUUCCACCUGAGAAGUAUAACAACAAAUGAAAAGCCCACAUCAGGUAUGAUUAUUGCAUAUCCUUGGCUUGGAUAAAUUGUAAAAGUACUCCAGCGGUGCUGUUAGGUCGAAUGUUAAUCAAAGUUGCUCGCAAGCGUAAACGAUACAAAGAGAACAACCCCGUCAGCCUGGAAAAAUAUCAAGCUGAUAUUGAAAUUCAUGUGACUAGAUGUUUGUAAUACAGCAAGACCUCUAAUCAGUUAUUGUUUCCGUAUGUAAUCGUGCAUUUAAGUCUUUCAUUCAAGUUCAAGUGUGGCUGGAUCGGAGCAAAUGAGUCGGAUGUGUUGAUGUAGACCGAAAGGUGAGGCUCGUCGUCGGUUCUGUGCUCGGAAACGUGACUGUCUGUGUGACUGCAGGCGUUUUUGUAACGCCACAAAGAUCCGUAUUCGUCAUUUAAUCGAAUGUUCAGUCUUGGGAUUGUCUCUCAAAGGGAUGCCUUGGUAUGUGGUAUUUUAGUUGGAGAUGGUUAGGGGGAGGCUGGUCUUUUUGUGGGCAAAAAGUUUCUGUUUUUGACACUCAGUUUCCACGUGAUGUAGUAAGUCUCCUGAAUAAUAACUUACUAAAAUUCAAAACAUCAAAGUCUCCUUUUAGCAGAUGGGUUUGUACUUCUUGUUACUGCUUCUUUAUGUUUUACGUUACCUAUACCAGCACCUUAGAAUACCAGAUCAGAAUGGCAUUGCUUUUCCUGGAAACAAAACUCAAAACAUUUUACAAUGUUGUUUUUGCACUAAACAAGAAUGGACUUUGUAGCUGUUGCAGCAUUAAGAGUAUUUAUCAGGUGACAGACAAGGCAGCCGCUUUUGUUUUUAUUUAGAAAGGAGCAGUUGGCUUCGGUGGCUUGUCAAAAAUAAAUCUUGCGUGUGCAGCCAACAGGUCUGAGAGCCUCUAUGUGCUCUGUAUAGCCACGCCUGCUGAUCAGGAGAGAUUUUCCACCAAGCCAACCAACAUCCAGCAUUUUUCAGAAAUAUCCCGAUGCCUUUUUUUUUUUUUUUAAACGUUAAAAAGCGAGUGAAACUUGUAGUUGCGCGGGUGGGUUGCCUUUGUUUCAGUGGUGAGAGAGAAAGGUGCUUUUAUGCAAAACAAACUGACAGCUGUUAAAAUGAACUGAUUGGCUGCGGAUGAUGAGGUUUGUGUGAUUGCGUUGCUUGAGAUGUGAUGCCAAAGUGCUGUGUGAGGACGAAGUGUGUAGGAAGGUUUUACAUGGUCACAGUCCCUGUUAGAGACUGCAGUGUGCAUAGAAAUCAUGCUAAAAUAACCACAGACUAUACAUAUCAAUAUACAGAAGAGACGUUUUUUUUUUUUUUUUAACAUAAAUCUGCCUGACAAUAAUGCGCUAAAUCAAGAAUGUGUAUGAAACCAAUACUGAAAAUAAGUACACCAGCCUGGAUAAAUGUGGCACUACUUUAAUAGUUUAGUGGUGCCUGAGGUGCUUAGUUAGGCAUUCAAAACACAUGUGGCAGGAACCAUCAUGAAAUAAUAAGAUACUUUUCUCCGAUUCUUAAAUUAAAUGCACACAUUCACCUCAGUUUGGCUGUUUUUCUGUGUCUUUUGGAGUGGCCAAAACUAGGACGAAGCAAGUUCUAGAAAUGGCCGGUUUGUAAACUAAAUGGCAUAUCAUAAGCUAAGUUAAUUGAUCCGUUUAUUUUAUUUUCAUGAUACCAGGUUUUCUUCUUUUUAUAGAUAUGUUUUUUUUUUUUUUUUUUUUUUUAAAUUUAGGGUUGAAAGAGGCUGAGAUAAAAUUGCUCCAAGUGUAACGAUCAGCCUGUUUUUUACGUUUUCAGCAGGAUUGCUGGCUUUUGAAUGCUCUUGGGAUUUAAAAACAAAAACAAAACAGAUUUCAUAUGAAGCAAAAACCUAUACAUCGACUUAUUCCAAACCCUCUGUACAGUAAUGUCUCUCCUCUCUGCCUCUCAUCCGUCUCUUGUAGAGAAACUAUUUCUGACAUAAAGAAACCUCUUGUAGAGUAGAACCUAUUUUCCUAGAUCCAAAUAACAAUGAAUGUACUUAGAGCCUGCGUGGUUUGUAAUAGUGUAUAGGCUAUCCAUCCAGUACAUUUAUACUCAUAUUUGCUUCUUGUGUACAGCCUUUUCUUUUUUAUUUUUGUGUGUUUUUCUCUUAUUUAUAGGCUUAAUUAAAGAAAAAGUAUUAUGUUUUCUUCUAUUAAUAAUCUCAUUGAUUAGAUAUCGCCCACAUCACAGCUGAUAUCAUUCAUCUUUUCACUGAUUAACAUGAAAUACAAGUCUACAGUUGAGAUGUCUUUCUUUGGAUGUUAGCGACUGUAGUUUUAGUAGACAAACGUUUCACACUGGUGCAAAAAGUAGUCAUGAUUUUUUCUGUUCUGGCGUCAUGCUUGUGUGAGGUGCUGUAACAUAAGAGCUGUGUGUGUAUAUAUAUGAUGGUUGCUUUGGUGUGAUCUUUGUUUGCUGUUAGAUUUUUUUUUUUUUUUUUUUUUGGCUUCUGCUUAAGCCCUCAGUCUGAUAUUCCUGUCCAGUCCUUGCACAGUUGUCCUGUAUAAAUCCAAAAAGUCCUCCCUGAGUUCAGUUCACUCACUCAUUUGUGCCAUGCCACUUGAAAGCAAAGAAGCUUAUGUUUUUCAUUGAGUGUUGCUCAUGUUCCUUAUGUUUGGCGAUAGUAUUACUACGCAGCUGUUUCUCCAAAUUUAAAAAAAAUUUCUGUUUUACAAUUUACAUGGCACUCUGUUGGCUUCAGCAGGCAUCAUUUUCCUGUUCCUAUUCCUAGAUAAACCUUUUCUGAAGCAUAACUUUGUCCUUGAAAGUCAGUCUUUAUCAUGCCAAUGUCCACCCAGUUACCUGAAGCCAUGUGAUACCGGUUUGGUUUUUGCAAUUUAAGCUUGCCUAUAUUGUUGUUUGCAGCUACAAAUCUGAAUUAUUGGGUACAAAUUCAAAAGGGGUACUGGCAGACCUGAGGGAAGAACUAUUAACCUCUCAUGUCCACUUGAUGCCGCUACAUCGCGUUUUGCUGCAGUACCAUCUCAGCUGUUUUUUUUUCCUCUGGUGGAGGCAUUUUCAGGAAGCAGAGUCUUCAAGCACUUCGUUCUUCAACAUUCGUAUUUCCAAUAUUGAUUGAAGUUGUUCCACCAACAUGUUAAGCCAUGCUAGCAGUGUGAUAGUACUGUCAGUCUGAUGGUUGAUGAGUCCACCAAUUUCGUCCAGACUGAAAUACCUAAACAGCUAUCGGAUGGACAAGCAUGACAUUUUGUACAGACGUUCAUGUUCACCAGAGGAUGAAUCCUAAUGGCUUUGGGGAUCUUGACUUUUCCUCCAAUGCUACCAUGAGGUUAACAUUUUCUGUCUUUGAGUGAAAUAUCUCACAACUAUUGGAUGGAUUCAUGCCCCCCUCAGGAUUUAUGACCACAUAUCUAAAAAAAACUGACAUUCCCAUCAGCCUCAGUUAUAUUUAGUUUUUUGUGCUUGUUAGCAAAUGUUAGCAUGCUAACACCAUAAACUUAGAUGGUAAACAUUAUUAUAACUGGUAAACAUGUUAGCAUUGUUGUUGUUAGCAUGCUGAUGAUAGCAUUUAGCUCAUAGCCUGAUACACUGGCUAAAAUUGCAACUGGUAGUUGCAACUGGUAGUACUCUGUUGGGCAGCUGUGAGAGAGCCAAAAACGCGACUCGGCUGCAUCCAGUGGACAUUGAAGGUUAGGCUUGUGGCUGUUGUAAAUCUGACCGAACUGUUUCGGAGCUUCACCAAACCAAACCAAUGCCAUCCAGCUGAUCUACAUGAACCCAAUCAUGCAAGACUUGUGUGGGUAUUUUUGUAUUUUUCAAAGCAUUUCUAGUCUUCUGAAUGACUUGGCUUUUUACUUACCAACUUGGAAAAGAACUACCUCAGAGCAGUGUCCGGUGCUAGCUAAUAUUAGCCCUAAUUUAUAAUAAUGGUAACAAAAUCAAAAAUUGUAGUGACCAAACCAAUACAAGCCAAUAUCGUGUGAGAGCACAGUUCUUUUUUUGAACCUUAAUAAAUGGAAAACUAAGUAUCAUGUAUGACUGGUUGGUUGCUUUAGUUGGUUACAUUUUAAGGGACCAAAUUUUUGUAAUUGGGAGGUCAAGUCUCAUUGUUUCAUGCAAGUCCUUCAUUUUUCAAAAGACAGACAAAAACAACCCAGCGUUUGAAAUAAACUGUAAUCAUGACUGGAUCACAUGUUGACAAAUGUGCCAUCAUAAUUGCUAAUUCAGUAUGACAGUGUGUUAAUAUUCCAGCAAAAUGUUGGCGAUAUUGAGUCAUGUUUGUUGUGGCGUUAAAAGGUUUCAUGGAAAGAUGUAUGUACAGCAAUAAUGUCAGCCUGUGGGCUGUGAAUCAUUGGUAAUUAUUUGUUCGUCUUUACGCUGGUCAAGGCAACUCUCAGUAAACAUCUGACUUUUAGUUAGCAGGACGAUACUUUGCAAAUGGGUAGAUCAACGGAUAAUCUUUGUCUCCACUCCUGUAACCAGCUUUUUCUGUUUCUGUUUUACCGGAAUGUUAAAAUAUCAAGGUUUCAUACUGGAUAGAGCCACUCCACGUGAUCAAAUGCCUACAUUUCUCUGCCGUGUUAACCCAGUACUGCAAUAAAAUCAGGGAGGAUGUCCCUGUCUCUUACUCUGUUCAUUUCCACUUUCCUACGAUUAGCCGGACGUCAUUUGUGUUGAGGGUAUAAGCAGUAGUUUUGCAUGUGACAAUUUACAAAGGGAAUAUACACAUUUGAACAUACUUUACGAUGUCUCACAUCAUUGUAAACUUCAACAAAAGGUACAUAUGAGGUCGUGUGGCAAUGAACUUCAGAUUGUUGUCAUUUUGUCUCAACAGAAAACAUCCAGCGUUGUUUGUAGUCGUUUUAUGUGUGCCUUUUUUGUCGGAUCUUUCUCUUCUCCAUCUGCCCCAACUUUGGGUUUGUAAGUCCUUUUUUCCACAUAAAGGUUUGACAAAAAUUUGCCGCGCCACAUAAACAUAAUUUCCAUUUUUAAUCAUCAUGCAACCUUUGCGUGUAGAUGCUGCAUAGAACGAUCAGUAUUUGUGUUUUGCACUUUCAAAGCAGUCUCAAAAAAAAAUCGCCCACUUGAAGUUGGGCAGAAAGUAAAAAAUAAAUAACUGACGAGGUAUUUUAUGCUAUCAAUAGGAAUUAUAAGGAAUAAUAUGACUUUGAAGAGCUUUUCUAAAAAGGUUGAGAUAUAUAUACAUAUAUAUAUAUAUUCAUGAAGUACCUCAUAAGCCUGAUAUAUGCUGCAUUGACUUGUUUUUUCUUUAGUGUACUUCAUAUUGUCCAAUAAAAAUCUAAUUUUCCCCUUUGGGAGGUUUGAAUGUCACUGCAGGCUGUGCAAAUGCCACAACCAGUUAAUCUGAUAGUUCUGUUGUAACAAAGGAGCUGUUGCACCUUGUGGCCAAAUCAUAAUGUGUCAUUUAUGCAAUUUAUACGUAAUCUCAUCUGAAUAUUUCUCAGCUGUGGCCACAUCAUUUGUCUGUGUUCUGUCUUUUUGUUUUCGCAUAUUCUCUGUGUCUGUGUAGCCAAAAAAAAAUAUCGGGUUUAGUUGACGAAGAGUUGCACCAAGCAUCCUACGAGGCUCUGUGGUAUAAUAUAUAUGACUGUUGACUCAGGUAUUGCCGUGAAAGGGCUAUAUCUGCUUACUGUGUCCCUGCUCCAACUCCUCCUGCACCUUUGUCUUAAAAUAGCCUUAGAUCUACACGAGAGGUUCCUAUUUGGCCUUAAAAGUUGAACAAAUUAUGCACUACAAUUUCACAGACUUGACAGAGCUCAGUUCCCGUUCGGACCCUUUUUUUUUUUUUCUUUUCUUUUCUUUUAAAGAGUUUGUGUCGUGUCAUUGCCAUGUUAUCUACCUCCUAUGAAUGUAGGGGCUGUCCUGGAGAUGUAGUCGACUGCAAAACUUUUUGAUUUUCAUGCUCAUUUAAGGAAAACAGACAAUCAUCUGUAGAUUCUUGAAAAAUAUAAAAUAUAUUCCCCUAUUCAGUCAUAGAGCUGAUUCCAGGACACUCCAUUUUUCUUGAUGUUUUUUCCCUCAUUGGCCAUUUUCAUUUUAUACUUCGUGAUAUUUUUUUUUCUUCGUUGUAAGCCAUGAUGGAGAAGCAAAGUGACCAAAGUCUCUUGGCAAAGGCAGCGCUGCACAGCCUCGUGAAUUCAAACCUCCCUUCAUUUGUGUCAUGAUGAGCUCAAUUUUGAGUUGUUGUUUUUUUUUUUUUUUUUUUUUUUUUUUUUUUUUUUCUCUUUUCUCUUCUCCCUUAUUUAAACCACGACAUGCCAAAACUGAAUUUGCUGUCAUUCCUGUUCUGGUGAGGGUCUUUAUGUUGCUGAUUUUAAUUUGUUCACAUCCACUGCUAAGCUCCUUGUUCUUGUUGUUGUAAAGUUGUAAGCUUUGAUUUCUAUUUUACAUUUCCUUAUUUUUUGUUAACAAUUAUGCUUACAGAACACAAGAUAUGCUGUAAACCCUGUUAGGACAUAAUGUGAAUACGUAUCACUUAAUAUAGUUCACUCUUUUGGCUUGACUGUAAGUUGCGUUAAUUAAUAAAAAUAUUUAAAAAGUU